CCUGAUGAUGGGUGCUAACCGGAAGUAAACAGUGCGGCCUGGCCCACGUAAUCAACAUGGCCCUGGUGAGGUCUUACAUCGGGAGGAGAGCCGUACACCUUUCACACCAAACAUGUAGCGGUUCUCUCCUGAUCGCGGACGGUUGUCCCCGCAGAGACGCGCUCUCCGUCUUGUCUUCAUCGAGAGCUUGUUGGAGGGGAGAUGGUCCCUCAGACAGCGGUCCGCCUCCCGAGGAGGUGACCGCUGCAGGUCAGCCGGCGGGUUAUGCAACAGCAGAAAAGUUCCUGAGAAGCUCCCGGCUCAGAUGUUGGACUAAAUCUAAACCUUCGAAAAGGUCAUGGGUCGACAGAAUGACGCGUGGAGAUCGGGGACUUCUGGGGGACCUUUGGGGACCUGAGGUCCAUCUCGUCAGGGCCUACAGCGGUAACAACAGUACACCUCUGCACAAAACCAAGACGGGCUACUACGAGGUGCUGGAGGUGUCUCCCGGCGCCACACACUCCCAGAUCAAGACCGCCUACUACAAGCAGUCCUUCAAGUUCCACCCGGACAAGAACGCGGGCAGCGAGGAGGCGACGCGCCUCUUCUCGGACAUCAGCGAGGCCUAUAACGUGCUGGGGAACCAGGGGCUGAAAAAGAAGUACGACCGAGGCAUCCUGAGCCACUCGGACCUGGUGGGCUCCUCCAGACCGUCGGCCAAGGAGACGAGCAGCUCCACCAAACCGCAACCCACGUCACGUACCUCCGUGCUGGGGACGGAGAGCCAGAAGAUAUUCGACUUCGAUAAGUUUAUCAAGUCGCACUACGGGGGGCAGCUGCAGAAACAGAGAGAAGUGCAGGUGCGCAAAGAGGAGAUGAUGCGAAAGAAGGAGUCGGAUAUACACGAGUGGAAGUUGGACAAGAUCCUCGAGAUGGCGGUGGGGGUCCUGGUCGUGAUUGCGGUUUCCAUUGUGUUCAGUUUGAAGAAAGGGAACUAAUAACAUGAGAUGAGAUGGGAGUUCACUGGGUCUAUUGUAUAGACUACACGGGGUAUUCUAGUUUUAGUAACAUUCAGAGUUGGCCUUUACAUCUCUGUAAACUGUCAGUUAUACACAUUGUCCAACACAGCAAGACAAUGUAUGUUAUUUUGUUUUUGCGUUGUGUUCGAGGGUGAGUGCAUUUAUGUUAAAUGGUGCUACUGGGUAUUUGAGGAUGCAUCAGCCCAAUCCGAGACACUACAGAUCCACGUGUCGGGUAUUUAUGAAGUAAAUUGAUUCCGCACAUCCACUCAAAGCAUUGAUGGUUUUACUCACUGGGACUGUGUUCUGUGCAUUGGCCAACAGCUCAUAUCCCUUUGGCUUUUAUAAAGUCAUCGCAUCAGGCAUAUUGUAAUCCAGUCAUUUAUCUCUAUGGGAAAAUAUAACGGAGGUUUUAAAACGUUUUAAAGCUUGUUGGGGAAGUGUGACAAGGGAUAGGCAGUAGGUUUAUUUGAUUUGGCCAAAUAAUUGAUAUGCCCGUUUUAUUUAUCUAUUAAUGGAAUGAUUUGUUCUGAAGACUUUGAUCAUAUUCUUAUGUUCAUUUGUGCAAUAUGCCUUCAGGUCUCCUGUCAGCACAUUCAAAUAAAAAUCCUAUGCUGGUGAUUAGCAUUGACCUUUACAAAGA
Gadus morhua (Atlantic cod) is the source of this 1641-nucleotide messenger RNA. RefSeq names its product chaperone protein DnaJ. NCBI's taxonomy places the organism in Eukaryota, Metazoa, Chordata, Actinopteri, Gadiformes, Gadidae. The transcript has a single exon. The record is from RefSeq and is a predicted model, not a curated record. The coding region runs from base 57 to 977 and encodes 306 amino acids.